Messenger RNA from Aspergillus welwitschiae, 201 nucleotides. RefSeq lists its product as uncharacterized. Lineage: Eukaryota; Fungi; Ascomycota; Eurotiomycetes; Eurotiales; Aspergillaceae. The transcript is spliced from 2 exons. The coding region runs from base 1 to 201 and encodes 66 amino acids. The record is from RefSeq and is a predicted model, not a curated record.
AUGGCCGACCAACCCCCCAUGGGCCGCGACUUUAUCGAUGCAAAGAACGUCGACCCCGUCGACCACAAUGACCAGACCGAUCCCGAAGACUCUGCUAGCCAGCCUCGUUUCCCGGGCCCCGGUUCGAGCACGACCGCUCCCGAUGUUUUGGAGUCGGAGAAGCAGGAGAACGAGAAGGCGCAGCGGAGGGGAUGGGAUUGA